This is a messenger RNA of Aphidius gifuensis, 1419 nucleotides long. RefSeq names its product glutathione hydrolase 1 proenzyme-like. The record is from RefSeq and is a predicted model, not a curated record. Lineage: Eukaryota; Metazoa; Arthropoda; Insecta; Hymenoptera; Braconidae. Gene Ontology annotation, cellular component: plasma membrane. Gene Ontology annotation, biological process: glutathione catabolic process. The transcript is spliced from 7 exons. Gene Ontology annotation, molecular function: glutathione gamma-glutamate hydrolase. Bases 1 to 1419 code for a protein of 472 amino acids.
AUGAAGUAUGGACAAUCACCAAUACCAUUUACCACAACAGCAAAUUUAACUUUUGAUGAAAAAAAUAAUUAUAUCUUGGAUUUUGGAAACGUCAACAGUGAAACUAAUUUAUGCUCAAAGAUGGGACGUUGGAUCUUAAAGAAAAAUGGAUCAGCUGUUGAUUCAGCAAUAACGACAAUGAUUUGUAAUGGUAUAAUGACUCCAUCAGGGUUGGGUAUUGGUGGUGGAUUUUUGAUGACAAUUUACGAUCGUAAAAAUAAACAGGCACAUUUUUUAAACGCCAAAGAUAAAGCACCAAUAGCUUCUCAUAAAAAUAUAUUCGAAGAGGAUGUCGAGGAACUGUCUAAAAUUGGAUCACUUGCUAUUGGAGUACCAGGUGAAGUUGCUGGUUAUUGGGAGGCUCAUCAAAAAUUUGGUAAACUUGCUUGGUUUGAUUUGUUUGAGCCCAAUAUUCAAUUGUGUGAAAAACAAUCAAGCAGUGAUCGAAACAUUCGUCCUCAAUUUUGUGAUACAAUAAGAACUAUUGCUGAGAAAGGUGCCAAUGAGUUUUACAAUGGUACAAUUGGUAAAAAGUUGAUUGAAGAUUUAAACAAGUUGGGCAGUAUAAUGACUAUUGAAGAUUUAAAAAAUUAUCGUGUUAAAUGGACAGAUCCAAUUGUUAAUGAUUUUUUAAAUGGAACAAAAUUAUUUACAUCAAAUUUACCUGGUAGUGGUGGACUAUUAGUUUUAAUAAUAAUUGAGACAUGGAAAUAUGCUUAUGCAAUUAGAAGUCAAAUGGGAGAUCCAGACUUUACUGAUAUGACUGAUUUAAUAAAAAAUAUAACAUCAAAAGAUUUUGCAAGGAUGAUCAAAGAUAAAAUUGAUCAUGAUAAAAGAACUUUCAAUGAUCCAAGUCAUUAUGGAGGUGGUAAGAAUCUUGUAAAGGAUUAUGGAACAUCACAUAUGUCAAUAAUAGCACCAAACGGUGAUGCAGUUGCUGUAACUAGUAGUCUUAAUGGACAUUUUGGAAGUGGAGAAAUAAUAAUAAAUACAUAUUCAUUACCAGGAGUUAAUAAAAAUAAUGAAAUUGAAGGUGGAAAACGACCACUUUCAUCAAUGGUACCGUCAAUUAUUACAACGUCAAAUGGUGAUGUUAGAAUGGUUAUUGGAGCUGCAGGUGGUACACAAAUAACAACAUCAGUUUCAUACGUCAUAGCUAGACAUUUGUUCAUGGAUGAAUCAAUACAAAAAGCUAUAACUGCACCAAGGAUUCAUCAUCAACUUUAUCCAAAGGAGUUGUCUACUGAUGAAGCGAUUUCACAGAAAAUAUCAAAUGGCUUAGAAAACAUGGGUCAUGUCAUAGGACCGUAUGCCACUGCUUCUUCCGUUAUUGCUCUUGUGCAAAUUAAUGGAACAGUUAUUGAUCAUCUUGAUUCGUAG